Danio rerio (zebrafish) is the source of this 4193-nucleotide messenger RNA. The record is from RefSeq and is a predicted model, not a curated record. NCBI's taxonomy places the organism in Eukaryota, Metazoa, Chordata, Actinopteri, Cypriniformes, Danionidae.
CUCCGAUUGGUCCAUGCUGUAAUUCACAUCCAGGAAGUGUUCUAGUAGGGAAGCAAACAUGGCAGCUUACAGAUGCGGUUUAUAUCUAGCAUUAAUUUUGAUUCUCUCCCGUAUAGUUCACCCCGGCAUUGCUGACACGCUUGAAAAAGCAAACGACACCACAGGAGAAAAGCAAAGCGCUUCAGACGCGCCGCGAGAUAAUACCGACGCUAGAAGUGUCGAUCUGAAUGAAAGGCAGUGGCAAAAGACUGAUGUGGAACCAUACACAGGAGAUGAUCCACAAAACACCCCGUCUGUUAGACCAGUCAAAGAUCAAUUCGAGGAGGAGCUGGUCAUCAGGCCUCUGCACUCCGGCGACAUCUAUGCCAGUUUCCAGUUCCGCACACUCUGGGAUGUUGACUUCCAGCAAGAGGGACAGAAAACUUCUCAUUACCGUUUGUUCCCCAAAUCCCUGGGCCAAGUGCUUUCCAAGUUUUCGGUGCGUGAGCUGCACAUCUCCUUCACGCAGGGCUACUGGAGGACCAUGCAGUGGGGGCAGCCCUUCAUCGCUUCUCCUCCUGGAGCAGAGCUCUGGGUCUGGUUCCAUCACACCGUCACCGAUGUUGAUGGUAACUGGAGGGAACUUACCAACGUCCUCUCUGGAAUCUUCUGUGCAUCUCUGAACUUCAUUGAUCUGACCAACACAGUGCAGCCCAGUGCUUCCUUCAAACCGCUGGGUCUGGGAAAUGCUACAGAUCACAGUUUUUUACGUUAUGCGACGCUGCCACGGGAAAUUGUCUGCACUGAAAAUCUGACACCCUGGAAGAAACUUCUGCCUUGUGGUUCAAAGGCAGGUCUGGCGGUUCUCAUGAAAUCAGAGAAGCUUUUUCACAGCAGUUUCCACUCCCAAGCUGUUCACAUCAGGCCCGUCUGUCAGGAUGAACAAUGUACAAGUAAAGCAUGGGAGUUGAGGCAAACUCUCAAUGUGGUGUUUGAUCUCUACACUUCAGGACAAGGCAAAAAGGAAUGGUCCAUGUUCAAGAUGUUUUCACGGACUCUGACAGAGGCAUGUCCACUUGCUUCCUCUAGUAAAGUCUAUGUGGACAUCACAGACAACCCUGAGGGGGAGCUGUUUGAGCUCAGUCCUGUUACAGCUCUGCUCAGCCAGGCUGUGGUUCUAGGAGAUCGCAGGACAUAUUCAGUCUAUGACUUGACCAGAGCUGAAACAUUUGGACAGUUACGCUCACUCAAUCUUCUGCUGCGCUGGAAAGGAGAGAGCGGUGAUAUGCUGCGUCCGCUGCUGCAUGCAGAACGCUAUGUGUCUGGUUUUGGGCUGCAGACGGGAGAAAUCCACACAGUCAUCUACAAUAACCACCCGUUUCGGGCGUUUCCUGUACUGCUGAUGGAUUCAGUGCCCUGGUACCUGCAGCUGUACAUUCACACGCUCACAGUCACCAGCAAGAGCAGAGAAAACAAGCCCAGCUACAUUCACUACCAGCCGGCUAAAGACCGCCACCGUCCUCAUCUGCUGGAGAUGUUGAUUCAGCUGCCCCCCCACUCCAUGACAGAGAUCACGGUGCAGUUUGAUAGGGCUCUGCUCAAAUGGACUGAAUACACCCCUGAUCCCAACCAUGGCUUCUACGUCGGAUCUUCUGUGGUCAGUGCCCUUGUGCCAAGUAUGGUUGCAAUGAACACCAACUUCACGCUGGACCAGCCAUUGUUUAGCAGUUUUGUCCCAGUGAAGGAGGAGUCCAGCUAUUUUAUGCGCGUAUACACUGAACCCCUGCUGGUAAAUCUGCCCACUCCUGACUUCAGCAUGCCCUACAAUGUCAUCUGUCUGACCUGCACGGUGGUGGCGGUGGGUUACGGCUCAUUUUACAAUCUACUGACCCGCACAUUCCAGGUGGACGAGCCCAGCCCACCACUGGCCAAACGACUGGCCAACCUGAUUCGGCGUAUAAGAGGAGUGCCAUUGCUGACAUAAAUGCCCAGAGCAGCUCUGAUGCCCCCAAGUGCCCAUAUUAGGCAGCUGAGAGAAUUGUGAUGCUGAAAUUAUCGACAGCUGCUGGAGUUUUUGGAUGCUUUUCGGCUCUGGGAGGAAGGAUUUGAUGCCAAGUGACUGUUCUGAACAUUUGUUAAACAUAUGAGCUACCUGUAUUGGAGGAUUAGCCUGAUUUUUUUUAUUUAUUUGUUCAUUAUGUUUUGUUAGUGUUUGUUUUGAUUUGAGGCAUGCAAGCCAAGAUUAACCUUUUUGUUUUAUUUAUUUAUUUAUUUUUUGUCACAGGCAAAGAUUGUCCUUCAUUUUGUUAGUGUUUGUUUUGAUUUGGUUCAUGUAAGCAAAAAUUGGCCAUCUUUUGUCUUUUGUUAGUUUUUUUUUUUUUUUGUCUCAAGCAAAACAUUUUCUAUCAUUUUGUUUUUAGUGUUUGUUUUAUUUUGAGCCACAAGGAAAUAUUUAACAUCUUUUUGUUUUUGCUUGUUUUUUCUCAAAACCAAAGGUUGUCCGUCACUUUCUUUGCUGUGUUUUUUUUUUUUUUUUUGCUAGUGUUUUGUUUUUCUUUUUUAAGCCACAAGAAAAGCUUCGAUUGUCUUUCAUUUUGUUUUGGUUGUGUUUGCUUUGAUUUAAAUUACGCAAACAAAGAAGACAGAAAAAGAUUGAGCAUAAUUUUUUUUGUGACAAGCAAAGAUUGUUCAUUUAGUUUUGCUUGUGUUUGUUUUGAUUUGGUUCACAGAAGGAAAUAUUUUCCAUUUUUUAUUUUAAUUUUUCUUGUGACAAGCAAAGAUUGUCCAUCACUUUUUUGUUUUGCUAGUGUUUUGUUUUGAGUUACAUAGGGAGGUGGACCACUUUUUCCCCCUCUCUUUUCUUUUUUUGAGUUGCAAGAAAAGCUUGUCUUUUUUUGAACUUUUUAUGUUUUAGGAAACAAAAGAAACGAUUGAUCAUCUUUUUGGUUUUGUCAGAGUCAAAGAUUGAAAGAUUGUCCAUUUUGUUUUUUUGUUUUUUUUGAGUCACAAGCAAAGCUUGACCAUAUUUUUAUUUUUGUUUGUUUUUUUGUCUCAAACAGAUUGUCCAUUUUGUUGUGCUAGUGUUUGUUUUGUUCACGUAAGCAAAUAUUUUCCAACUUUUAUUUUAGUUUUUCAUGUCACAAGCAGAGAUUGUCCGUUUUGUUUGUUUUCAUUUGAGUCUCAAGCAAGAUUAAACAUCUUUUUGUUUUUGUAUUUUUUUCCACAAGCAAAGAUUCUCCAUCACUUUUUUGUUUUGCUAGUGUUUGAGUUGUUUUGAGUUGGCAACUUUUUUUUUCCUCUUCUAUUUUGUUUUUUCUUUUUUUGAGUUCAAGAAAUGCUUGUCCUUUUUUGUAGUUUUUAUGUUUUGGGAAACAUAAGACACGAUUGACCAUCUUUUUUGGUUUUGUCAGAGUCGAAGACUGUCCAUUUUGUUUUGUUAGUGUUUGUUUUUAUUUGAGGAACAAGGAAAUAUGUAUUUCAUACAAGGAAAGAUUAACCAUCUUUUUGUUUUUGUUUGUUUUUUGUUUUUUUUGCCACAAGCAGAUUGUCCAUUUUUGUUUUGCUAGUGUUUGUUUUAAUUUGAGUCACAUAAUCAACCGAGAUUGCAACCUUUUUUUUCUUUGUUGCUGUUUUUCUUUUGCAAACAAAUAUGUAUGCAGUGCAGUUUUGGGAAAGUAGUAGUAUGGCCUACUGAUAGAAACAUACAUGGAAAAAAGCCUUAUGUUAAGUCUUCACCGUUUACUCCGCUGCUUUGUGCAAAAUCUCACAGAAACAGAGAUGCUACACUCCUGAAACUACUGAAAGUGGACAUUUAGGAAUGUGGCAAAUAGUUUCCACAUUCUGUAAUGCACUGAUAUUUAAAUGUGUUGUUUGAAAGGGACUGCUUUUUUAAAAGCGUUUAUCUUUUUUUUUGCGCAGUUGCCUGUGUGCUGACCACAUAAUGACCUCCAGACUGGAAUUCAAAUUUUGAAGCACAUCUUUUACAUUGGUCAGUGUUCCAAUAAUAAACUAACUGGAAACCUAGAACAUGUGUUGAGAAUUGUGAUUUGACUUUCUCUUUUUUUCUUCAUGCCUCGAGGGAUUUUGCAGAAGAAUGUCAAGCUUUUUGGAGGGUUUAGGAAACUAUUUGGCAUCCCUCUCUCCCAGUGGUGCCCUUCAGUUUGAAUUAUGUGAAAGAGGCUCUGCAUCUGCUGAAUAUAAAUUCUUCCAUCAUC